Cherax quadricarinatus is the source of this 7369-nucleotide messenger RNA. It is a transcript of the gene Hel89B, whose product is annotated as histone acetyltransferase 1. NCBI's taxonomy places the organism in Eukaryota, Metazoa, Arthropoda, Malacostraca, Decapoda, Parastacidae. The record is from RefSeq and is a predicted model, not a curated record. Gene Ontology annotation, molecular function: DNA binding; TBP-class protein binding; ATP binding.
UUUAUUGCUUUCCGCGUUGUUGUGUGUGGCGGGAAAUUACGUUAUACACCGUGGGUGUGGAGUGUCUGGUGUGAAAAUUGUCAUUUGUUGGGUCAAAUAACACUGAGGGAAGGACGAUUAUUGUUCACCCGAGGGAAAGGUGGGGGGGAUAAUAUAGGCUGUUUCCUGUAUGCCUUCUAGCCGAGUGCUAUAAUAUGUUAAGGAUGGGGAAGUUGUGUGGAGAGUCGUAGGAGCCUCAUGUUGUAAUAGGAGUUAAUGUAGAAGCAGAAAUGUCAAGCAGAUUGGACCGAUUGUUUGUGCUGUUGGAGAAUGGAGCAUCUGGUGUCACACGUCAAGCAGCAGCGCAGCAGUUGGGUGAAGUUGUGCGUCUUCACCCUCAUGAACUCAAUUCCCUCCUUAAUCGUGUUCAUGUAUACCUUAGUUCAAAAUCAUGGGAUGUCAGGAUUGCUGCUGGACUUGCAGUUGAGGCUAUUGUUAGGAAUGUACCACAGUGGAAUCCUCAGCCACUGCUGGUGGAGCAAGAUUUCCAAGAUGAGGAUUAUAAUAAACCAUCAGCUGGAAGAUUAUCACUGGGAGCAUUUAACCUCAAACAUGUUCUUCAGAAGGGCUCAUACCUCAUGGCUGCUGAUGAAAAACUUUUUGAAGCUGAGGAUGAAAAUAUGCCCAUUAAUCCAGCAGAGAGGCUUCUUUGCCAGCGUCGACUUGUGAAUCAGAGACUUGGCUUAGAUAUUGCUGAAGCAAUGGGUAUGGACAUUGAGGGUAUAUUUUCAAAUGAUGACUUAGCCGAAUCUCAGGUUGAAGGAACAACUUCAGUCAAUGGCCAGGGAAAGGAUACUGUUAUGAACAUUGUUAAAAGAGAAAUGAAGUCAGCUGGAUUGGUUUUAAGUUCAAGAGAACUGAAUCGGGCCCGACGAAAAGCCAAGCUCUUAGCUAAGCAAAAAUCUGUAGACGUAUCAGAAUGUGCAGGGGACGAUGGCCCUGAGAGGAAGCGUAUUCGUUUGGCAAGUGUGGUGAAUACUGAUCAAGCUGGUAGUGAUGAUGAAGACCGAAUGGUUGUGGAUGAAGGACCAGUUGGUCUUUGUUUUGGGGAUGAGGGUUGUGAAUGGCCCUUGGAAAAUUUCUGUGAUAAUCUUGCCACGGAUUUGUUUAGUGUUGCAUGGGAAACCCGCCAUGGAGCAGCGACAGCACUCCGUCAGAUAAUCAGAGUUCAUGGUCGAGGUGCUGGCAAGACAACGUACCAAACAAAGGAACAAAUGGAACAAAGUCAUCAGGCCUGGCUACAAGACAUGGCUGUGAGGCUCAUAUGUGUGUUGGCUCUGGAUCGUUUUGGUGAUUUUGUGUCGGACCAAGUUGUAGCACCAGUCAGAGAAACGUGUGCCCAAGCAUUAGGAAGUAUUUUACUUUUGCUAAGUGAAAAUGGUGUUUAUGGCGCUCUUGCCCUACUGGAGACCAUGUUGUCAUGGGGAGAGUGGGAGGCUCGGCAUGGAGGAUUGUUGGGCCUCAAGUAUCUUCUGGCUGUGCGAGAUGACUUGAGAACUAAGCUUUUCACCCAUACCUACCCUCACAUUUAUAAAGGUUUACUGGAUGACAUGGACGAUGUUGUCGCUGUGGCUGCGUCAUGUCUUGUCCCUGUGGCAGACAGUGUGGUGGUAUUACUGGAAAAGGAAGUAGUAAUGAAGCUGGUAGCUACUCUUUGGGAUGCCUUGUUAGACAUUGAUGACCUGACAUCAUCAACUAAUUCUAUAUUAAUGCUUCUUGCUAAGCUGCUAGUACAUCUAGGUAACAUUGACAGCAGUGCAACUAGCAACCUUAGUGAGCUGGUACCUCGUUUGUGGCCAUUUCUGUACCACAGUAGUAGCUCUGUCCGAGGUUCAGCUCUGAAGACAUUGGAUACACUUACAUCAUAUAUUACACCACCGAAAGUAUCUACUAACACAGUGCCUUCAACAAAUGUAAAUAACAAAGCUUUUGUAGAUGUGAAAUCGCCAAAAGAGAGAUUAGAACAGAUAUUGACAAAAAAUGUUGAUAUUAAAAAAGAAAGUAACUCUGGAAUAUUAGCCAAGACUGAAUUACCAAAUACUAAAGUAGAGGUUGAAAAUAUACAGCCGAAAGUUAACAAAAUAGAAAGCAAAUUUAUAUCCGAUGCAAAAGAAGAAAGUGAUAAAUCUGAUAUCCAAUUGGAAGUAGGAAGGUGUUUUAAAUUCGGAAGUACCAAGAAUGGAGACAGUGGCUUUAUAACAUCGACAACUAUAUCUGUGGAAGAUGCCUGUAAAACAGAUUCAGCAUUUACAAAAAAUGAACUUGAAACAGAAUCUGUGAAGAAUUUACAAAAUGCUCAUGUAACCAAAGAAAAAACAUUUUCCAAAACAGAGGAAAUUAAUUUAGAAAAUGAAAAAAGCAAAUCUUUGAAAGAUGGGGUGGAUGACUUAACACCAUGCACAGAUACUAAUACUGGCUCUGAGAAAAUGCCCGUAUCAUUGUGUAACUGGUUAAGUUCUAUCAUCCAGCCAGCAUUGUCACAUAUUUAUCAGAGAGCUUUAUUGGAAAAAUCUGCACAAAAUCUUGACCUUGUUUUUAAGAUAUGGCAAAAGAUGGUGGCUAAUGUGUCCCUGGACUAUCUUCUGCCAGCAGUGUGCCCCAUGGUCUCUUCCUGGUUGUUUCUCAUAAUGUCAAGUCAUAAAAUGCCUCUUGAUUCGACUCUGCUGCUCAUUGCUCAUCAUAACAAGUCAGGAGAGGGACGGAGAUUGCGUGGUAGUGCUCUAAGUGAUCCAGCAGAUAAACCGGAGAUGAAGUUUUACUUGGGGGGCUGCGAGCAGUGUAAUGAUACAUGUGAAAAGCAGCAGAUUACAGUCAGGGCUCGCUGUGCUGCAGCAAAACUUCUUGGUUGUCUUUCUCAAUACGUUAUUAAGCCUAUGCCGGGUGUGGAGUACCCGCCUGAGGAUACGCCAGUCCUAUGUUACGUGCGCCUUCUUAUUGCUCAUCUUAGUUCACGAUCAGCUGUUCAGCGUCUUGGGGCUGGGGCAGUAGUGAGAGAGUGGGCAUCAAUAUAUCCCAACCAAGAAUGCCAUCCUCAGCUGCAGAGUGUUCUUCAUACCUGCCUUACAGAAGUUGUGUACUAUGAUGAAAUUGCUUUAUCAUUUACCAGAUUACAGCAAGAAACACGUGACUUCAUGGCAAUGCUGAGACAUUACAAGCUGCCCUUAGAGGAGUCCUUCACUGCUGCUCCUGUUCUCACGCUUGAGCAGAUUCAGAAUCUGAGUGGGCACAUUUCACUGACUUUGUUCUCAGGAGGUCGCCUCAGGCCCAAGGUUCACACCACGCUGGAGGAGAGGCGGAAGGCUAUCCAGAGUAGUGUCUCCCAGACAUCUACUGAUCAAAUUAGUUUAGCAACAACGACUCAGGCAAUAAUCUCUGGAGCAGUUGUGAGAUUUAGAAUUCUGCCUGCUAAGCUUAACCCAGUCAUAAAGCCUUUAAUGGACAGCAUCAAAAAGGAAAAAAAUGAACAGUUACAGAGACUGGCUGCUGAGGACCUUACCAAGCUUUUGGAACAAUGUAUUGAUCGACCAACAAGUCCAAAUGGCAAAGUGGUCAAGAAUCUUGCAUCCUUCCUGUGCACUGAUCAAGAGUUCACACCUAAGAUCAAGCAACAGGACUGUGUAGCAUAUAGUACAGCUGACAGCAAAAAGGGUGUACUCAGCUUGUCUUCACAGUUGAAGAAUGCAGAGCGUCAACUACUGCGACGUACAUCAUCCGUGACAGGUCGGGGACCUGGCAGACCCCCUGGCCGUCCUCCCGCCAAUGCAAAGCGUGAUGAUCCUGCAGAGGUUACAGAAGCGAUUCUAGAAAAUGAGAAUCAACAGUUGGCAGAGAUUCAAAGACGUGGUUGUACAGUUGCCCUACAGUGUAUUGCUCAUUACUUUGGGGAGGACUUACCUCAAAAAGUACCUCAAAUCUGGGAGUUGAUCUGCAGCCCUUUCAGCUGUCCUGAAGGUGAGCCAACAGUAGAGAUGGCUCAAGAGGCUGUCAAUAGGAUGCAACUCCUGGAGGUGGUAGUGCCAGCUCUUCAUCCCAGGAUAGUCGCUCAGCUGGAAGCAAAGCUUCCCUUGUUAGACCACUGGCUAUACCACCCCUACUGUGCUGUCCGACACAUGGCCACCAGAGUGAUGGGAGCUUUGUCUUGUGUCCUUACUGUGCCAACCAUGACCCAUGUAGUGGAAAAUAUUGUACCUGCCCUUGGAGCCAUUGAUGAUGACAGUAAGAGGCAAGGAGCAGCAGAGUGCAUUUUUGCUGUUAUUGAUCGACUGGGAUUUAAUGUUGUGCCUUACAUAGUCCUCCUUAUUGUGCCUUUAUUAGGUCGAAUGAGUGAUCAAGACAGCAGUGUUCGUCUCAUGGCCACACACUGCUUUGCAACACUGAUCCGACUCCUGCCUCUGGAAGGUGGUGUUCCAGAUCCUCCUAACCUGAAUGAGGGAUUGUUGAAGCAGAAGAUUAGAGAGAGAGAGUUCCUAGAGAAGCUUCUUGAUCCAACAAAAAUUGAAAAUUACAAAAUUCCUGUGCCAAUCAAUGCCGAGCUAAGAUCAUAUCAACAGAAUGGUGUGAACUGGUUGGCAUUUUUGAAUCGAUACAAGCUCCAUGGUAUACUUUGUGAUGACAUGGGUCUUGGGAAGACUCUUCAGUCCAUAUGCAUUCUUGCUGGCGAUCAUUACACAAAAGAGCUACAACAGAAAAAGUCUGGUUGCAAAAAUAGCACCUUACAGUCACUUGUGGUGUGCCCGCCCACCCUAACAGGACACUGGGUGUAUGAAGUUGAAAAGUUUGUAAAAACCAAAUAUUUGAAUCCUCUCCAUUACACUGGCCCUCCAAAUGAGAGAUACAGGCUGCGAUGCUUCUUUCCUGAUCAUAACUUGAUUGUUGCUUCGUAUGAUAUUGUCCGAAACGAUAUAGACUACUUCUCGCAAAUUAGAUGGAAUUAUGUAAUAUUGGAUGAAGGGCACAUUAUCAAGAAUGGAAAAACAAAGUCAUGUAGAGCCAUCAAACAACUUGUAGCUCACCAUCGUUUGAUUCUAUCCGGCACUCCUAUUCAAAAUAAUGUCUUGGAGUUAUGGUCACUCUUUGACUUCCUUAUGCCUGGCUUUUUGGGCACUGAACGUCAAUUUAUGGCACGUUACUCCAAGCCAAUCCUGCAGUCUCGUGAUGCCAAGAGCUCUAGUAAAGAGCAAGAGGCUGGGGUUUUAGCCAUGGAAGCCCUACAUCGUCAGGCACUUCCGUUCCUGCUUCGAAGAGUAAAAGAGGAUGUAUUGAAUGAUUUACCUCCCAAGAUUACACAGGACUAUUAUUGUGAAUUAAGUUCACUGCAAGAGGAACUGUAUGAAGAUUUUGCCCGUACACAAGCCAGUCAAAAUAUCAAUGAUUCUCUUCGAAAUUCAGACCAAGGAAAAGAUGAGCAAGCACCAAGACCACAUUGCCAUAUAUUCCAGGCACUACAGUACCUUCGUAAUGUGUGUAAUCACCCGAAGUUGGUACUUAAACCCAGGCAUCCAGAGUAUGAGCGUAUCUCUGCCAAACUCAAGAGCCAUAAUUCGACACUAUCUGAUAUUUCCCACUCAGCCAAACUGCCAGCACUUAAGCAGCUGCUGGUGGACUGUGGUAUUGGUGUAGAUGGUGGGUCAGCAGCAGAAGCAGUUGUCUCCCAGCACAGAGCUCUUAUCUUCUGCCAGUUAAAAGCUAUGUUGGACAUUAUUGAGAAUGAUUUGCUCAAGGUACAUCUUCCAAAUGUGACAUACUUAAGGCUGGAUGGUUCAGUACCUGCUGGCUCAAGACAUGCACUUGUCCAAAGGUUUAAUGGAGACCCAUCUAUAGAUCUUUUGCUACUUACAACACAAGUUGGUGGUUUGGGACUCAAUCUUAUUGGUGCUGACACGGUAAUCUUUGUGGAGCAUGACUGGAACCCAAUGAGAGAUCUACAAGCUAUGGACCGUGCUCAUCGCAUUGGCCAAAAGCGUGUAGUCAAUGUGUACAGACUCAUCACAAGAGGAACACUGGAAGAAAAAAUUAUGGGGUUACAAAAGUUUAAGAUGAUGACUGCAAACACAGUCAUCAGCCAAGAGAAUUCCAGUCUACUCAGCAUGGGAACUGAUCAGUUAUUAGACUUGUUCACUCUGGAUUGUGGCAAAGUGGAUGCUGGUCAGAGCAACAGGGACCCUGGCAGUAGAAGCAGUGCCUCAGCGCAGUCCCUUGGUGUUGGCUCAACAGGAGUCAAAGCUGCGCUGGAGAAUUUACCUGAUCUUUGGGAUCAAGAUCAGUAUGAGAAUGAGUAUGAUCUUGACUCAUUUAUAAUGUCUCUUAAAAAGUAACUGGAAAAUAUCUUGUAUUUAAACAACAUUAAUAAAUCUAGUGACUGUUAGGAGCAAAAAUAAUACAAAGCACUCAGCCUUAUUUCUUACUAAACUAGUUGUAAAUAAUAAAAUGAAGCACCAUAUUUGACUUAUAGGUACAAAUUCUCACCAAGAGAAUGCAAUGUAGGAAAGUUGAUACUGAACUAUACCAUAGCAUGUAUCAUUUACAUGUAUUGGUUCCUUUGAAGCAGUAAUAUUGCUACUGUACUUGCAAAAGAGGAAGUUUUCAUUUUAGUAAUGUACAGUUUUAUCUUAAAAUACAGUGUUGCCAUGUUUUUUUAAUCGUGAAACAAAAUUUGUAGAAAUUUUUAAAAAAUAAAAACUUUAGACAAAGAACAACUUUAGCUGUUUAAGCUGUUUUAUCCAUAUCUGAAUUUUAAUGAGAUAUUGGAAUGCACGAAGAGUGAAAGCAGCACCUUCAAAUGAGAAGUUUAACAUUAGCACUAAUAUCUGUAAGACUUACUAAUGUUGCCAGUAUUGUUUGCCUAUGAUAUUUCAGUGAGACUGCAUGUACUGUACUCGUUAGAAGGUGCCGAGCAACUGUAACUUCAUCCUCUUACUUUGUAGAAUUAGUCUCCGAAGAGCGUGUGAGUCUUGUACUCUUAGUCAUUGUAUUUUAGGUUAGGACAUUACUUAUUGUGAAAGAAAAGUUGAAUGGAUGCAAAUGUGUAUAUCCUGUUCAUAUUUAGUCUUGUAAUGUUUUAUUGUGAUAAAUUAAUUUUUUAAGCCACUGUAUGCCCCUGUGUGUUCUAUUUAUUUAAGAAGUGAACAAAUAUUUGCUCAUAUAUUUUUUAUUUGAGCUAUAGUAAUGAAUAGGUAUAUAUGUUUUUAUCCUUUAUAAGUAUUAUAAAACUUCAAUAUUUUAAGAUAAGGUACACAUUUAAAUUAAUUUUUUGUACUUUAUUUAAAAUAAAUGUUGUCACUAUCAAGUAAUAAAGUUAGGUUUCUAUCCAGGAAUUUAAAGCAGUUUGGAG